Molecule: messenger RNA, 2580 nt
Organism: Anguilla anguilla (European eel)
Lineage: Eukaryota; Metazoa; Chordata; Actinopteri; Anguilliformes; Anguillidae
Gene: rnf207b
Product: ring finger protein 207b
Exons: 17
Coding region: 218-1984 (588 amino acids)
Biological process (GO): regulation of heart looping; regulation of cardiac muscle contraction
Cellular component (GO): perinuclear region of cytoplasm
Molecular function (GO): transmembrane transporter binding; zinc ion binding; Hsp70 protein binding
Source: RefSeq, a predicted model, not a curated record
UGACUCUGGAUGGUCAGAGAGCCGCAAAGAGGAGGCGCGCUCCCCCUCGGCACUGUGUCCGCUGCUCUGCUCCUCCGCUCCUCCGAUGGCCCCGUCGGCCGCCCCUCUCCUCCGGCCGAGGUCUUAGCAUGCCGAGCGCGCUGCUCCUGGUGGACGCCGGCCUGGAAGAGGACCAGAGACGGACGCGCACGAGGGAAUACCGCUGUGCCCAUCCAGCAUGCUCCUGGGAGAGAUAGACGAGUUCAUACACCAGUCAAUCGUGAAAGGGAUCAGUGCACUUCCCCAAGAGGACCGCUUGCUCAAGUUCCUGGUGGAUAAUUCGGCUGACAGUGAAGAGACAGUGCAGUGCGCCAACUGUGACCUGGAGUGCAAGAAACAGGAUGUGGAUGCAAUGUAUUAUUGCAACACUUGUAGCCAGCCCCUGUGCGCAGACUGCAGGGAAGCCACACACAAGGCAAGGAUGUUCUCCCGGCACGAGAUCGUCUCCCUGGCCAAACGUACCAAGGAGGCCCACAAAAAGUGCUCCCUGCAUGAGGAACUCUACAUCAUGUUUUCCACAGAAAAGAAGUCCAUGCUGUGCAUCAACUGUUUCAGAGACAUGCAAGUGGAGAGCAGAGCACACUGCAUUGAUAUUGAGACGGCGUAUAUACAAGGCUGUGAAAAACUGGACCAGGCCGUACUUGCGGUGAAGGAGCUGCAGACAUCAGCCCGAGAGGCCAUCAUCCUGCUCAAGGCCAUGAUCGGGGAGGUGAGGGCCAACGUGGACGAGGAGGAAAACGCCAUCAGCACGCUUUUUAACAACAUGCAGGAAAAACUGGCUGAAAGGAAGAAGAUUCUUCUGAAAGCUGCUCAGAGCCAACACGAGGAGAAGGAGAGAGCUUUCAAAGAGCAGCUGUCACACCUGGCAGCCCUCCUGCCCACCCUCCAGGUUCACCUGGUCACCUGCUCUGCCUUCCUCAGCUCAGCCAACAAGUUUGAAUUCCUGGACAUGGGCUAUCAACUGAUGGAGAGGCUGAAGAAGAUAGUGAAACUACCACACAGACUGAGGCCAGCUCAGAGCAGCAAGAUCAACACGGAAUACCGGUCUGAGUUCGCCCGCUGCCUGGAGUCUCUGCUGCUGCUGGGCCAGCGGCGAUCGGUGUCCGCCACCGGGAGCGUCUCCGGGCUGGGCCACGGCAACGCCGGCGGACUCCUUCAGUCCUCCCUCUCUGCACCUUGCCACUCCCCCUCCACCAUUGAUAUGUCCCUUGGCUCGUCUGCGGUACGCAAGCCCACCUCCCACCGCUACAUCAGCACCAAGGUCCUGCUGGCCGAUGGUGGGGAAACGCCCUUCGCCGAGCACUGCCGCAACUACGAGAACAGCUACAGGACUCUGCAGACAGAGAUCCAGAAGCUGAAGGACCAGGUGCAGGAGAUUCACAGGGACCUGACCAAGCACCACUCUCUCAUGAAGACCGACACCAUGAGCGAGAUCCUGGAGAGGUCCCUGCACAUGGACGGCGAGAUCGCGUCCGAGUACUCCGCCGUGGAGAUGAUGAGGGCCAUGUUUGAGGAGAUCUGGGAAGAGACGUUUCAAAGGGUGGUGAAUGAGCAGGAAAUCUACGAAGCACAGCUACAUGACCUGCUGCAGCUGAAGCAGGAGAACACCUAUCUGACCACCAUCGCCCGGCAGAUCGGACCCUACAUCCGCUCCAUUGCCAAGGUCAAGGAGCGCCUGGAGCCCAGACUGAAGGAACCCAAGGAGCUGAAAGAUGACCGCACUGAGACUAUGCUGAAGGUCUAUGAGGACACCACAAUGGGGACCGAGACUCAACACAGGAAUGACCUGACUUGUGGAGCAGAAGACAACCGUGAGAAGCUCUUGGACAACCGAUCACUUAAUAUCCUGUCUGACGAAACUGCACUCAAGAGCAAGGAUUUCUAUUGGGCGGGGAAACAGAAGAAUGCCACCGAGACACCCAAUCGCAAAGAACUGCCACUAUAAAUCCAGUCAAGAAGAGUCCUUUUUAACACUGCGCCCAUUUUGGGGCACCAAGACUUGUACUUUCCCAUACCCUCCCCUGGAACAAAAGCUGUUUUUGCUCAUGACUGAAACAGCUAAAGGACAAAACUGGAUUGUCUUCAGACACUGUCAAAUGGAGUCACAGAACACAACCAUACACAACACAGCCUGAUAAAAUGUACAUUUAUUUUGGUCGCUAGGAUCAUAGAUUGUUCAUACCAUAUUGGUUUCCGUGUCAUGGUUUACUCCAUUCACAAUAAGUGCCUUCACAAAACCGAAAUGUCAAGAGCAAUGUAAUCAGACAGAGGGCUUGGAUUCCUUUGAAAGGUCCCGACCAGGCCAAUGAAAAGACUGCAUAUCUGUAUUCAGUAAUCAAGGACUUUGUGUUCCAGUUGAAUGAAUGUUUUACUAUGAAAUAUAUAUACGUUUAUACUAGAGUGUAAGAUUAUGCUGAGAGAUGUUGAAGGUUUGUCUGUAUAGUACUGACAGUAGGCUAUAUGGACACAAGUUAAAAUGGGAAAGAUCUUGAGUGAUUGCUAGAUAUCCAGAGGAAAUGAAUAAAUGUAUGCUUCUGUGUA